This is a messenger RNA of Ceratosolen solmsi marchali, 513 nucleotides long. RefSeq lists its product as uncharacterized. Bases 127 to 513 code for a protein of 128 amino acids. NCBI's taxonomy places the organism in Eukaryota, Metazoa, Arthropoda, Insecta, Hymenoptera, Agaonidae. The record is from RefSeq and is a predicted model, not a curated record. The transcript has 3 exons.
GUAUAAGUUUGCAGCUCUCCACCUCGCCAAUGCUCGAAAAGAGGGACCUGAUCUCCUCUUGCGUCAUCGUCUGGGAACUUACAAGUUAACGAAGCAAUAACAAACAGGUUAAUUAAUUUAUUGAGUAUGUUGCAAGUGCAAACAUUGCUAAGUGAGCACAUGCAACAAGCUUGGAGGCAACAAAAAGUGGGCCUCAGAGAACAAGAGAAAAGGGAAACGGUAGAAGGCGAAAAAGAAAGUAUAAGAGGAGGGUCGUUGUACGCAGCUGUUACGGAUGGUCGAAAGAACAGCCGGCAUGAACCACUCAUUACGUAUUGCUCAGUUAGUCCAUGUUCCGAUGGUUUUAAUGCAUGGGGCCUUUUCCCUUCUACUCUCCCGCAUCAUUGCGACCCUUAUUUUUCACAGAUUGCCGUUCGUCAUCUUUUACUUUACAAUAUGCUUAUUUUACAUACUUAUUUUAUGUCCAAAAUGAGAGUCGAACUGGUUGUUAAAUACGGAACAUCAAUAAAAUAA